AACCGGAAGACAACUGUUUAAAGCUGUUUGUUUUCAACAAAGUUGAGUUUUGGAGGCUUAGCUGCUGAGUUUUGCCUGUUUGGUCACAAAGCUUUCUUAAAGGCAAUAUUUGGGAUUUUAGCAGGCAGGAAGUCCCACAAAUUUUCCUUUGCACUGCGAAGUUUCUAAGAAUUAUCAAGGAAGAAAAAAAAAAUUUUAAAUUGUGAUCCAGAAGCAUUUGGUACCUGUGGAUUUUGGAAUGGUCAUGAGAGACAGCUGUAAAGAGCAGCCAUUCCUUGAUAUUUACAGUGAUGUUAGUGGGUAUUUACAGUGCUUAAGCUGUAAGAAUGAAUACGCAGGGAGCAGUAGAAGGAACCGUGGCUGGUAAAAGAUAUAAUUAAUAAAAAAUAAUUACUUACAUGCCUAAAGAUGUGGAUUAAAAUAAGAGGAUUGCUUUAUGUGUAAUAGUUACAUUUAAAAUCACACCUCCUUGGUUGGCAACACCAUUACUUUCUCUGCACUUGUUGAGUUACAAAGUCCUGGUGCUUUUUUAAGUGAAAGAAAGUUGUAUAACAUGCAUGUGUAUAUACAUACAACUUUUGGAGAAAAAGGUUUUGUUUAACUAAUUUGUGUUGCUAUUCAGGAUGAACGCAGGAAUAGGAAAAUGGGAGGGUUCAUUUUAAGCAUAUGCCUUAUUUAAGCAGCUCUUACGAUUUUGUUGCUUCAUAUGGCUGCAUUAUGUUCACACAUGAAACCAGGCAACUUCCAGACUGAGGUCUGCUAGCUUGGAAAUUAAUGUAGGUAAAAUAAAUUGGUAAAUCGAUUUAACAGUUAUUAAUAUAGCUGCAUUUAUACCAGGUACUUUUCAAGAGUAUAACAGUGCUUAUGUGUUUUAUAGGAAAUGUUGGCUUUCUCCUUCAGUAGAAGUUACAUAACUGUGUGACUACUAAGUGGGGAGCAGAGGGAUGGAAUCUGGCAUGGAGGAGAUCCCAGUUAAAGUUGCAGUUCGAAUCAGACCUCUGCUUUCCAGAGAAGUACUUCAUAACCAGCAAGUCUGUGUGAGAGCAGUCCCACAUACACAACACAUUAUCUUUGGGAAGGAACAUGUCUACACUUUUGAUUUUGUAUUUGGUGAAAUCUCAACCCAAGAGGAGGUUUAUACUGUUUGCAUUAAGCCUCUUCUGGUAUCUUUGACUGAGGGAUACAAUGCUACAGUGUUUGCAUAUGGACAAACAGGUUCUGGGAAGACUUACACCAUUGGAACUGGACACACUGCAUCAGUUGCAGAGAAUGAAACGGGCAUAAUUCCACGGGCUAUUCAUGAAUUAUUUCAGCAUAUUUCUGAAAACCCUAACAAUGACUUCCAUGUGAAAGUAUCUUAUAUAGAGGUUUACAAGGAAGAACUUCGAGACCUAUUGGAGUUGGAGACACCCAUGAAAAAAUUACGUAUCCGAGAAGAUAAAAAGGGAACUAUAGUGAUUGUUGGUGCUAAGGAAUUCCAAGUAGAAUGUGCAGAUGAAGUGAUAAGCCUGUUGGAAAGUGGCAAUUCAGCUCGUCGCACAGGCAGAACACGAGUUAAUGAGCACUCUAGUCGAUCUCAUGCUGUUUUCACCAUUGGUAUUUGUCAGAAACAGUCUGCAGAGUCUCAAAAAAAUACUGAUGCUACACAGGAUUCAUCUGGGAAAUCAGUCCCAAUGAUUGCUUCAAAGUUUCAUUUUGUGGAUUUGGCAGGAUCAGAGAGGGUCACAAAGACUGGAAAUACUGGUGAACGCUUUAAAGAAUCAGUUCAGAUAAACAGUGGUCUGCUUGUCUUGGGAAAUGUCAUCAGAGCGCUUGGAGACCCAAAAAAGAAAAGUGGACAUAUUCCAUACAGGGAUGCUAAAAUCACUCAUAUUCUGAAAGACUCUCUUGGAGGAAAUUCCAAGACUGUCAUGAUAACAUGUAUAAGUCCAUCCUCAUCAGACUCUGAUGAAUCUUUAAAUUCCCUCAGAUUUGCCAACAGAGUCAAAAACAUUAGAAAUAAAGUAGUUGUAAACUACAACCUGGAUCAUGACCAGACUGAUGAAAUGGAACUUGAAAUGAGAUGGCUUCUAGGAGCUUUGCAGUGUUCACGUGACUUAAAUCAAGAAAGAAUUCGUGUCAGGUCACUGCAGGAGCGGAACACCCAGCUUCAGAUUCAAUGUGUGAGUUAUAGAAACUGUGUAGAUGAAGUCUUCUCGUUUCUGGUUGAUUUGAACAAUGAUGUUAGCUUGAAAAGAAGCCAGCAAGACAGGUUGCAGAGAUUGAUCACCAUGGUACAGGAAGUAAGGCAGGAAGCUCUCACCACACAGGAAACUGACACAGAGACCAGGACCAGCCAAGCGCCACAUCACAUGACAAUUCUCCAGCUAAACAGGGAACUGAAGAAACAUGAGCAGAGCAUAGUGAUGGAUGAAGGAGUGUUUAGCCUGAAGAAUCAGGAACUGCAGGACCAGAGAAAGACAUUACUACAGGAAAACGAGGAACUACUGGAAUCUUUAAAGGAGGCUCAAGAAACACAACAAGAUAGGGAAGGUAUUGCAGAAACCUUGAAAGGCUAUGGAGGAAAAGUCCAGCAACUGGAAAAAGACAAAUUUCUCUACAAGAAAACCAGCAGAGAGCUGAAGAAGAAAUUGAAGGUCCUCUCUGGAGUGUCAUCCCGUCAAUUAUUGGCAUCCACUAAAUGUAACAGUGCUGGUGACAAAGCAUCUAGUCAAGAUGAAGCAGAAGUUGCUUCUGAAGGAUUAAAGUUGACAUUAAACACCAAAACAAGUAGUCAACCAGGGAAAAUAAAAGAAACAGACAAAAUAAGUAGUUUAAGAGCACAACAGAAUUCAUACGAGCAUGGAGAAGAUCUUUCAGAAUUUGGGUGCAACAAAGGAUGUUUGUCAAGCACUGGUGAUGACAGAAGAGGAACAGAUGAAGCUCAGCCUUCAGAAUCUCAUCUGCAGCUACCUUCUGCCACCCACAGAAGAGAAACCAUAACACAGUUUCAAGGAGUAACUCCAAUACGACUAUCUCGCCGAGAGCUACGUCAUAUUCCUCCCUCUGAGUUAACUUGGAGACACUCAAGCCUUGGAGUUGCCGUCAGUUCUAUUGCUCCAGAUUCCAUCGAAAUGGACAAAAAAGUGUAGUGGCACCAAGACAUAGUUACUCUUCAUUGCAUUUUUAAUAGCUGUUGCUACUGAAGCAACUGUAAUAGAUUUCUUUCUUCAUGGUCUUGUUAAGUAUCAGUGAUGGAUAAAUGAGUAAGUGUUCUUUAGUUCUUAUUGCUCAGUAUCAGGUUGUUAGGUGUUAUGCUCACACAGUUUCAAUUAACCUGGGAUGGAUUUUAGUAACAUGGUACCUAAGAACUUUCAUUCAAAGGCCUUUUAACACUGAAGAAUUUAUAUUGUUGUGGUUGUUUUUUGUUUUGUUUUGUUUUUCCCAGUAAAUUAAAAAAAUUGAAGUAUUUUUGAAAAAUGGCACUGUGACAUGCGCUACAUUUGCGUAACUUAGGUUUUCUUGAGCAAUAUUGUACUUUACUUUCUUGGGUCGGAAACAGUGACAAACUAUUUAAUUUCUUUAGAUAUAUAGCUAGAAAAUUUAGUUGCCAUACUAACACUUAGUAUUGAUAAUCACUGAUUUCUGUACGUUUUUUAUCUAAAAACAGUGUA
Molecule: messenger RNA, 3653 nt
Organism: Apus apus (common swift)
Lineage: Eukaryota; Metazoa; Chordata; Aves; Apodiformes; Apodidae
Gene: KIF27
Product: kinesin family member 27
Exons: 6
Coding region: 945-3131 (728 amino acids)
Biological process (GO): mitotic spindle organization; microtubule-based movement
Molecular function (GO): microtubule motor activity; microtubule binding; ATP binding
Source: RefSeq, a predicted model, not a curated record